AUGGUACGUCGUCCCCCCCGCGCUGCCCCUAGCAGCGGCGACGUCCAGUCGACACAUGGACGCACCGCCUCUCCCUCCCCUGAAUGCGCGCCUCGCAAGGACGUCGAGAAGAAGACGCGCUUCGACAAGCUCGUCGGCCUCGCCAUGCUCGUGGCCGCCACCGUCGUAUUCCUGUACUAUACCGUGUGGACGCUCUUGAUGCCCUCGACUGAUCGCUUUUCUGAUUUUCUUCCGCUCGCGCAGCCCUUCGUCGACGAUGACCACCCCCUCCAAAACUUCUUCCUCCCCCGCGUCUGGGCCAUCCGCAUCCCCGUUAUUCUCAUCCUCAUCGGUUCCGCCGUCGUCGGCUCCUUCCUCGGCAUGGUCAUGAUUCGAAGCAACCGAAAGAAGGCCGCCAAGGCCAAGGCUGCCGCCGCCAGCAAGAAGAAGGCGUAA
Molecule: messenger RNA, 435 nt
Organism: Cordyceps militaris CM01
Lineage: Eukaryota; Fungi; Ascomycota; Sordariomycetes; Hypocreales; Cordycipitaceae
Product: dolichyl-phosphate mannosyltransferase
Exons: 3
Coding region: 1-435 (144 amino acids)
Biological process (GO): GPI anchor biosynthetic process
Cellular component (GO): endoplasmic reticulum membrane; dolichol-phosphate-mannose synthase complex
Molecular function (GO): enzyme regulator activity
Source: RefSeq, a predicted model, not a curated record